Argentina anserina (silverweed cinquefoil) is the source of this 2530-nucleotide messenger RNA. RefSeq names its product inorganic pyrophosphatase TTM2. The coding region runs from base 269 to 2251 and encodes 660 amino acids. Gene Ontology annotation, molecular function: kinase activity; ATP binding. Gene Ontology annotation, cellular component: cytoplasm. The transcript has 12 exons. The record is from RefSeq and is a predicted model, not a curated record. Lineage: Eukaryota; Viridiplantae; Streptophyta; Magnoliopsida; Rosales; Rosaceae.
CUCUCUCUCUCUCUCUCUCGCAGAUUCUCUAGAAUUCCCACUUCCCAUAAAAUCUUCCCCAAAGAAAAAGAAAAAGAAAAAAAAGCGGACCCUGUAAGAAGGGAAACCAUUUAAUAGUUUGGUUGUAUUGGGAACACUAACCUUAACAUGAUGCCAAAGCUUCUGACUCAUCAUUGUUGCUGAACUCUCACUUCGACUCAUUGCCGCAUAACACAAGUGUGUCCCUUCACUCCUCACAACCACACACAUUGAGAAGUCAGGAGUAUUAAUGGCUCAAAAUAUGUCUGGUUCUGAUUCACAUAAAAAACGGCCAGGCCUUUUAAAAGAUCAAGUCCGAUUAGUUAAGAGGAAGGAUUCCAAUUAUUAUGAGAUUGCACCAAUCCAAAGUUCUCUGUCAUUUGAGAAGGGUUUCUUUAUUGUAAUCCGUGCAUGUCAGUUGCUAGCCCAAAAAAAUGAUGGAAUAAUAGUGGUAGGAGUGGCGGGUCCUUCUGGGGCUGGAAAGUCUGUGUUUACUGAAAAAAUACUCAACUUCAUGCCGAGUGUUGCGGUCAUAUCCAUGGACAACUAUAAUGACGCCAGUCGAAUUGUUGAUGGCAACUUUGAUGAUCCACGUCUGACAGACUAUGAUACAUUGCUCCAAAAUGUUAGUGACUUAAGAGCAGGGAAAGCGGUUGAGGUGCCAGUUUAUGACUUCAAGUCCAGUUCCCGCACAGGAUACAGGACAGUUGAAGUCCCAAGCUCCCGUAUCGUGAUCAUUGAAGGCAUCUAUGCUUUGAGUGAAAAGUUGCGGCCUUUACUGGAUCUACGAGUAUCUGUCACAGGUGGUGUUCACUUUGACCUUGUUAAAAGGGUUUUACGGGACAUACAGCGAGCUGGCCAACAACCAGAAGAAAUAAUUCAUCAAAUAUCGGAAACAGUAUACCCAAUGUACAAGGCCUUUAUCGAGCCAGAUCUUCAAACUGCUCAUAUAAAAAUUGUGAACAAGUUCAAUCCAUUUACUGGAUUUCAAAGUCCCACUUACAUUUUAAAGUCAGCGAAGCCCUUGUCGGUGGAUCAAAUAAAGGCAGUCUUUACUGAAGAGCAUACAGAAGCCAAGGAAGAGACUUAUGAUAUAUAUCUUUUACCACCUGGUGAAGAUCCAGAAUCUUGUCAAUCAUAUCUGAGAAUGCGGGAUAAAGAUGGGAAAUAUAGUCUCAUGUUUGAGGAGUGGGUGACCGAUAAUCCAUUUGUUAUAUCACCAAGAAUAACUUUUGAGGUCAGUGUGCGUCUUCUUGGUGGACUAAUGGCUCUGGGAUACACAAUUGCAACUAUCCUUAAAAGAAGCAGUCAUGUGUUCUCCAAUGAUGGUGUCUGUGUGAAAAUUGAUUGGUUAGAGCAACUAAAUCGUGGAUAUAUUCAGGUGCAAGGAAAGGAUCGAGUAGUAGUAAGAUGUGUGGCAGAGCAGCUUGGCUUGGAAGGUUCAUACAUCUCUCGAACCUACAUUGAACAAAUUCAACUGGAAAAGCUGGUGAAUGAGGUCAUGGCCUUGCCAGAUGAUUUGAAGACAAGGCUUAGCCUAGAUGAGGAUGUUGUUUUGAGCCCCAGAGACGCACUUUCUAGAGUCUCUGCAGCUGUCAUGAGAAAUAAGCAUCUCAAGAGUGGUAUGUCGCAGUCAUAUACAAACCAAAGGGACAAAAGUACAUCCAGGCUCACUGGAUAUUCCAAUGGUCAAGGGUUUGAUGACAGAAAUUCAGAAUCACAAGCAACACUAGCAAGCCAGGGAGUCAUUACUCAGCUUUCAGAACAUAUUUCGUCAUUGAAUGAGAGAAUGGAUGAGUUUACGAAUCGAAUUGAAGAGUUGAAUUCCAAGUUGACUGUGAAGAAAAGUUCUAGCCAACAAAACCUGGCUCUUCAAGCUGAAACCUGCAAUGGCUCCGCUCCCACUUCUUAUUUCAUCUCUGGCUUAGGCAAUGGGUCCUUAACUGGAUCUAUAAUGCCAAACUCCUCGUCUUCUGCCCAGCUGGCUAAGGAUUCUCCAGCACUGGAAGAGAUAUCAAAUAUUACAAGGGGACAAAGGCAAAUCAUGCAUCAAUUGGACAAUCUCAAUAAUCUUCUCCGAGAAAGCAUGGGAGAGAAAAAUCGACCAGCAAGAACUAACAGCAGUAAAGGAACAGAUGCUCGUUCUGAACGCAUGACAGGUCCUCUUGCAGUAACGCUUGCUGUUGGCAUUAUAGGAGUCGUCAUAUACAAGGCCAUCUUAAAUCGAAGCUGAUUUGACUUGAGAACUUAACAAACUAAUAGACUUUUCGCACCUGAGUUGUAAUGCAGUACUACCCUGCCCUUCUUCCCGGAAAACACAGUUAACAGAUAGAGAUAGCCAAAGCAACGAUAGGAGCCAGAGAGCUUCUUUGAGAGUUUGUUACAAGAAGGGAACCGUAGCAAUUUUGAAAUUUUGUGGGAUACUUGCAUUAUUUCAUGGCAUUUCCAUUGAAUUGCUAGUUUUAACAAAAAGAAUAUGAAUUUCAGAAUUACAGUCAUCUCUCUUGAGCCA